This is a messenger RNA of Melopsittacus undulatus (budgerigar), 747 nucleotides long. Its product is annotated as trypsin I-P1-like. Gene Ontology annotation, biological process: proteolysis. Gene Ontology annotation, molecular function: serine-type endopeptidase activity. The record is from RefSeq and is a predicted model, not a curated record. NCBI's taxonomy places the organism in Eukaryota, Metazoa, Chordata, Aves, Psittaciformes, Psittaculidae. The transcript has 5 exons. The coding region runs from base 1 to 747 and encodes 248 amino acids.
AUGAAAUACAUACUGCUUGUAGCCUUGGUUGGCGUGGCGGUUGCCUUCCCCGUCAACAAUGAUGAUGAUGACAAGAUUGUUGGAGGCUACACCUGUGCGCAGAACUCUGUCCCAUUCCAGGUGUCCCUGAACUCUGGGUAUCACUUCUGUGGAGGCUCCCUUAUCAGCAACCAGUGGGUCCUGACAGCAGCUCACUGCUACAAGUCUUCCAUGCAAGUGCAGCUUGGGAAGCAUAACCUGGCCGUCACAGAAUCAACACAACAGGUGAUCAGAGCAUCUAAAAUCAUCCGCCACCCUGGUUUCAACAGAAACACAAUGGACAAUGACAUUAUGCUCAUCAAACUUGCCACACCAGCACAGCUCAACAAAGCUGUACAAACAAUUCCUCUGCCUACCAGCUGUCCAGCCACAGGCACCAACUGCAUCAUCUCUGGCUGGGGAAACACACACAGCAGUGGCACUGCGUACCCAGAUACCUUGCAGUGCCUGAAUGCUCCUGUACUCUCCGCAAGUGCAUGCAGGAAUGCCUACCCUGGGGAUAUUACAAGUAACAUGAUCUGUGUAGGAUUCCUGGAGGGAGGAAGAGACUCUUGCCAGGGGGAUUCCGGUGGUCCAUUAGUCUGCAACGGGCAGCUCCAGGGUGUUGUUUCCUGGGGUCUUGGAUGCGCACAGAGAGGCUACCCCGGGGUUUACACUAAGGUCUGCAAUUACGUGUCCUGGAUCAGACAGACCAUUGCAGCCAACUGA